GCUGCGCAGUAGGUGCUUGGUUACGCAUGCGCAGUGAGUGACGGGCAGAGACCCUGUACCCGGGAGAGCAAGAUGGCGGGGCUGAACCUGUGAGAGAAGCGCAGCCCGGACAGGGCCUGAUGGCAGAAUGGAGCCGCCGGCGCUACAGACUGGAUGAGCAACGUUUGGGCCCUAAUAUUUCCCACCCCCCGGCUAGUUUCCGUAGCUUGUCCCAGUCCCCAGUUCUUUCCCACUUUCUCCCUCCUACCGGAAUCUGAUCCCUGCAGCAACAAUGAGCUGGCUGAGCAAACUAAACCCGCGUGGGGCUGGCAGCAAGGCCGGGCGAGGUGCCACUCUCCAACCGCUCGUCACUGCCGAUCCAGAGACCUGUCUGAUGGUAUUCAAGAACCACUGGUCCCAGGUGCUGCGCAUUCUCGAGCGCCACGGCCCCUCUGCAGAGACAGUCAGCGCAGACGACCUGAGCAGUGUGCGCAACAACACUUACCAGAUGGUGAGCCUGUUGGCCGAGGAGCUGCCACAAGAUGGAGACGGGCCGGGCCCUAUCCUGGCAUAUAUGGCAUCGGAGGGAAUAAUGGAGAGAAUCCUGCAGUGGCACCGGCGGCGCGAAUUCACUGAGGACAAAAAGGUGGAGCAGCUGAAGCUGUAUGAGAUGCUUAUCAGCCAGUCACGCCAGCCCCUGCUGCGAUACCAGCCAAUCCUGCGCCCCCUGGUCACACUCCUGAGCACCUUCUCCCCCGGCCCAGCUGCCCCCGUGCUUGAGAAUAACCUGGUGCUGCUGCUCAACCAGUUGUGCGUCUCCCUGGCACGGGAACCCUCCACCCUGGAACUUUUCUUCCAAGGUCCCUCUGGGAGCGACGGCCCUGCCAACCUGCUAAUAUUCUCACUGCUCGUGCCCUUCAUCCACCAUGAGGGAGUGAUCGGGCAGCAGGCACGGGAUGCACUACUCCUUAUCAUGGCAAUGUCAUCCGAGAACCCAACCAUGGCCAAGUACAUAACCGAGAACUCCUUCUUCUGCCCCAUUCUGGCCACUGGCCUCAGCGCCCUGUACUCUUCUCUGCCACGCAAAAUAGAAGUUCGGGGAGAUGACUGGCACUUCCUCCGGAGGGAAGAUUGGAUCGGGGUUUCAUCUCUCGUACUCUUCAUGAAUUCCCUGGAAUUCUGCAAUGCCGUAACCCAGGUGGCUCAUCCGCUUGUUCAGAACCAGCUGGUAGAAUACAUUCACAAUGGCUUCCUAGUGCCUGUAAUGGGACCUGCACUGCACAAGACUUCCAUCGAGGAGAUGAUUGCCAGCACAGCCUACUUGGAGCUUUUCCUGCGCAGUAUCAGUGAGACCCCCCUGCUAAAAACCUUCCUGCGCUUUAUCCUGCUACACCGGCACGACAGCAGCACCAUCCUGCAAACACUGAUCAGCCGCAUCGCCAGCAACUCCCGGCUCUGUAUGGUGUCGCUCACCCUGUUCCGCACUCUGCUCAACAUCACCUGUGAGGACUUCCUACUGCAGCUCGUGCUCAGGUACCUGAUCCCCUGUAACCACGUCAUGCUGAGCCAGAGGAGGGCGAUCAAGGACCUAGACCUUUACUCCAAGACUGCAGACAAGUUCCUGUCCCUGAUCCCUCGCUGCUGCCGCAAGGAGAAUCUCUGCCCCCAGGACAGAGAGGAAGAACAUGCAACUUGGUCUAAAGCUCACGGGAGCCCAAGUAUUGACACUUCCUCAGUCACCACAGUGCCAAGGCCCUCUACCCCCUCCCGUAUGGGCUUCUUCAUGCGCCAGUCCAACGCCGCUCCGGAAAGUCCGUCCUCCCGAUCUCCAAGCUUCUCUCUGCCGGAUGCGGUGAUCGGUAGCCCACGGCACAGCUCGCUCUGCUGGGAUGAGGUGGCAGAGCUGGACGGCAAUUACCUGGAAUACCUGCAGGAAGCCCGGGCAGCCAUUGAUCGCUGUGUCCAUGCCUGCCGGGCCUGGUCUGCCCCCUAUGAUGGAGAGGAACCCAGCCCCCGCAGCCUGUCGCCCUCUACCCCUGAUGAGGUCACGGUGUCACCUGACUACUUCUCUCCUCCGCCAUUCAUCAAAGCCCACGAUGGUAAGGAGCGAGAGGCUCGCAGACACAGCGCCACCCCUAGGACUAAGAAGCGCAGCCUACAGGAAGAAGGCGAUGGGGAGCGGCUGAGCACUUUGAAUGGAGGAGGGGCGGAGGAACGGCAUACCGAAGGGUCUGUAGAUGGCGCCAGCGUCCCAGUUUUGAAUGGAGCGCUAACAGAGGAGCAGGGGUACCUGGGUGGUACACCGAGGGGCCCAGCAAUGGGGGGCCAUUGUGCUGAGGAUGUGGAGGUAAAAAAAGUGAAAAGGGAACCGGCGGAGGAGAGGGAGAAUUCUCAUUCAGAAGAGCGGAAGCCACUCCUGGUGUCCGAGAACGGCUCCCAACAGAAGUCCUAUGGGAAACAGCAGCCCUGGGGGUCUAUCAAGUGGGAGACCCCAGAAUCCGUUGACAAUCUGAUUGAAGAGUUGCUGGCCAGGGCGCCAGCUGAGACUAAUGGGGCCCAUAUAAACAUUGAGAAGUUAGGGGAGGAACUGGGGGAGAUGGAGAACAACAUGAGGGAAGCUGCGAGGCAAGAAGAACUGACGGCGGAGCAGCACCAGGGUCCCACCAAGGAGGAACAGGAGGAAGUGGAGUACCAAAACUGCGAGGCAGAAAUCACCAAGAGUCGGGCAGACUCCAUGUCGCUGAUACUUAGCAGCCCUCUGAGAGCACAAAAUGGAGGCCAACCCUUCACUGGGCCAUUUAUCGGGGUGCUGUUUGCCAAGCUUGAGACCAUGCUGCAGAAUUCCCUGUACGUGAACUUCCUGCUGACUGGGAUCAUUACCCAACUGGCGUGCCACCCCCAGCCGCUGCUCCGCUCCUUCCUGCUCAACACUAACAUGGUGUUCCAGCCCAGCGUCAAGUCCCUGGUGCAGGUUCUGGGCUCCGUUAAGAACAAGAUCGAGGCCUUUGCAGCCUCCCAGGAGGAUUUCCCCACCCUCCUGUUUAAGGCCAAGAAGUUCCUGAUUGCCCGGGGGAAACUGGACUGGAGUGAAAACCAGAUGUCUGUUCCUGCCCUGCGUCGCUCCGACACCCUGGUGAAGAGCCGCAAACCGUCCAUCGGGGAGCUGAUACUGCGCCAUACCAACAGCCCCACUCGGGCGCGGCAGGCAGCGCAGAUGGCGUUUCAGCACGUACGGGACGGACAGGUCCUACACGCCCUCUCUGGAUCCUCCAUUUUCAAGAGCUCAGCGGAGAAACAGAAUGAGGCCCUGCGAGUGAAGAACGCCGUGUACUGCGCCGUUAUAUUCACCGAGUUCAUGAAGGAACUGGCGGCCAUUGCUCAGGAGCACGCGGUCACCUCCCCGUACCUGCUGGGAGAGGCCGAAGAGUGACGCGAGGUAGGACUUCCUGUUUGGUCACAUGUUACCACGGAAGGUCACUUCUCUUUCCCUGCCCAGGGUGGGUCGGGCCCCGCCGGCCCCAAGGAAUAUGUAUAGGGCAAGUGGGGAACCCACAUCUCAAGGACCCAAGAUGGAGACACAGGAAGCGCCCGUCUCUUCCCGCUGCUGAUUUUCCCAGCGGGAUCCUCCUCGCUUUACAGCUCUGCCUCCAAAGAGGGAUCCGUAGGAUUCAAUGGAAAUUUCCGGGAGCUGGUCAUUGGGAACUUUCCGUAGCCACGCCUCCUAUGGGAUAGACGUGUUUCCCAGGGAGCAGCCCGUGAUUGGCUCCCACUACCUGCACACUUGAUUAAUUUAUAACUCGUUAGCCCUCGGCCAGGACCUGCUCUCUCUCUCUCUGCAAUCAGACUCCGCCCCUCUCAGCAUUUCAGCCUUUUGUACCAAUCAAAGGAGAGCAGGGUCCGGGGGGGGGGGUAUUUUUUAACUUAUUUUAAAGAAAAGAUUGUGUUUUAAUCGUUGUUGGACGCAGAGUCCCUAUGUGUGUAUAUAUCUGUAUGUACAUGUGUAUAUAUCCAUAUAUUUAUAUAUCCCUCGCCGGGAGUGCGGCCGCCCCGUGCCCUUCUGUCUCUAUUGCCAGGGGCCCCCCAUGUUGGACCCUGAGCAGGGUAAAAGUGGGGGUGCUACUUCACCAUAUAAACUGCAGUAAUAGUGCAAUAAGCCCCCCCCCCAAUUCUGCCAUUAGCAGCUCUGAUGCCCCAUCUGCCCCAGCCGUUAAUGUGCAUCAGGGUUAGACUGGGAAAUGCCAAAGGGGUUUUGUUUUCAAAAACCUCAGCACGUGGGUCGCCCAAUACUGGGCAAGUGGUGCCACUGGGUCCGUAGCGCUGGCACCAACGCAGGGUGCGGCCCAGACACGGGGAUUAUUCUCCUUUUAACCCUUUUAUUUCUGUUUUCUGUAUCUUGCCUUAUUUUUAGCCCAAAAUGCCCCAAUUCACCUUACUGUGUGGGGUCUGGCACACAGGCGCGGGCCAAUCACCUUACUGUGUGGGGUCUGGCACACAGGCGCUGGCCAAUCACCUUACUGUGUGGGGUCUGGCACACAGGCGCUGGCCAAUCGCCUUACUGUGUGGGGUCUGGCACACAGGCGCUGGCCAAUCGCCUUACUGUGUGGGGUCUGGCACACAGGCGCUGGCCAAUCGCCUUACUGUGUGGGGUCUGGCACACAGGCGCUGGCCAAUCGCCUUACUGUGUGGGGUCUGGCACACAGGCGCUGGCCAAUCACCUUACUGUGUGGGGUCUGGCACACAGGCGCUGGCCAAUCACCUUACUGUGUGGGGUCUGGCACACAGGCGCUGGCCAAUCACCUUACUGUGUGGGGUCUGGCACACAGGCGCUGGCCAAUCACCUUACUGUGUGGGGUCUGGCACACAGGCGCUGGCCAAUCACCUUACUGUGUGGGGGUCUGGCACACAGGCGCUGGCCAAUCACCUUACUGUGUGGGGUCUGCACACAGGCCUGGCCAAUCACCUUACUGUGUGGGGUCUGGCACACAGGCACUGGCCAAUCACUGUACAGACUGGGGGGGGGGGUGUAAGGGCACCGCAGCUUCUCUCACAUAAUAAACUGUCUCAGCUGCAACAUCAACAAAAUACGGACCAAAAGCUGACAAUCCGUUGCCGUUUUCAUCUCUUUUGUUUCGAAGUGUUUGUGAGAAAUAGGCGCCCCCUUAUUGUACCCCCUAUAAGUGCCAUGCCCAUCCCUGCCUUAAGCUCCUCCCAGGCCCCUCCCACUCUGCCUGUUCCACUCCCGGCGCCCCAGUCUGCUCCCAGCUCCCCGCUCUAUUCCCGGCGCCCCGGCUGUCUCCCAUCUCUAUUCCCGGCGCCCCGGCUGUCUCCCAUCUCUAUUCCCGGCGCCCCGGCUGUCUCACUCCCAGCUCCCCGUUCUACUCCCGGCGCCGGGGGAGUGGCCUGACAUUAUGGGGGAGUGGCCAAGCAUUACUGGCUGGUAAAGGAAUAACAGAGGCUUAGUGCUAGUGGGUGGGGGGAGUUGUAGUUUUAGGAACCCCAGCAUAUUGUCCCACAUGUAUCUAAUGGAGCUUGUGAUUGGCUGAUGGGAAGGAUCUGGGUCUGGGCCCAUUUGGCUUUAACUCCCGGUACCCCUGUCCGUUUCCCAUUUUACUCUCUUUAUUGUGUGUAUUUGUACUCAUGCCGUGGGGGUGGAGCCUGCUCAGGCCCCGCCCACUUAUUUUGCACAUUGUUUUAAUGAGAUUUCUAUGUUAUUUGUUGAUUUUAUAUUUCCCUUCUGUGCUGCCAAAUGUCUCUUCUUUUUAUUGGCCAUGGGGGUGGGGGCCGCCUGCUAUAGCGCCAAAUGGGCCCCCGCUAGGGUUAUAGAGCCGCCGCCCACACUCCCAUAUUCAGCUGCUUAUUUGCAUGGCUAUUCAAAUAUAUUUUCUUGUAAUUAAAAAAGGGAAUGUGUAAUUAGCGCCCCGCCCCCUUCCUUUGUGCCAUUGGCUGCCAGUCGCUCCCCAUUCUGCUGUGCCGCCGGCACUCAUGGGAUUGGCAGCCCAAUAUCCUAUUGGAUGGAAUCUGAGCCUCCCUUGUGGGAGGGGCAUGGGAAAUGGCGGCAGCAGCGGGUGGAAAGACAAAGGGUGCCAUGUUAUAGGGGCGGUGCUAUUGUAAUGGUUUGGCAUGGAGGAACCCGCUGUAUGUUGGGCAGUGCCUAUUGGCCCAUUCUAUUGGUUGCUUGCCCAGCGAUCCCGCCAUUGGGAGGCGCCGUGACUCAGUCUCAGACAUCCAAUAAAUCAAGGCGUUUUCAAUUG
Xenopus tropicalis (tropical clawed frog) is the source of this 6230-nucleotide messenger RNA. It is a transcript of the gene fhip1b, whose product is annotated as FHF complex subunit HOOK interacting protein 1B. Bases 272 to 3409 code for a protein of 1045 amino acids. The transcript has 13 exons. Lineage: Eukaryota; Metazoa; Chordata; Amphibia; Anura; Pipidae. The record is from RefSeq and is a predicted model, not a curated record.